AUGCUGGAGUUAGCCGUCUUCCUCCUCUGUUUGCUGCCUAUGACGCCAGGAGCUGCUUCUGGAGGUCUUGAAGAUAAAGUACUGCUGUUUCCACAAAAGACUAACAACAGCUUGGUUGCAAUCACUCCACAAAUACCUCUGAACUUCACAGCUUUUACUCUAUGCAUGCGCGUUACCACAGAGCAGCAAGAACAGAAAGAUGUUAUUCUGUUUGCCUACCAUACUGAUGCCUAUGAGUUUUAUGUUUGGAUUGAUAAAGACGGAGGCACGGGCUUGUAUCUUAGUGGUAAUAAUGAUGCAGUGCAUUUUUCCUUGCCUCCUUCUCUCUUCACCCUCCGCACACACCUGUGCUUCACCUGGAGCUCAUCGACCGGUUUCACUGCCGCUUGGAUGAAUGGACAACGCAGUGUUUACCAGCUAUACAGAAAAGGUCAAGCCAUCCGUCCCGGUGGUGUUGUGAAGCUCGGUCAGUAUCCUAAUAUGGAGAACUUUGUAGGUGAAAUUACAGAUAUGAACUUGUGGGAUGAGGUUCUCACUGCAAAAGAGAUCAAGGGGUUAUAUGCACACACCACAUCAGUAAAAGUGCCAAAAGUAAUUGAUUGGUUCACAGUUGAACCUGAAAUACUACCAGGUAUCAAUGUGGAAGUGAUAAAUGAUGAUGUCUGAUUCCACACACGGAUGUCUUUCUAUUGAGUCUGUUCAUCAUAUACAGUCAUAUAAUUAACCAAUAAAUCAAGAGGUUAUAUGAGGUCUCUCUUAAAAACAUAACUUAAAAUAAAAUGUAUUUAUUAGGUGUUUA
Messenger RNA from Misgurnus anguillicaudatus (oriental weatherfish), 799 nucleotides. Its product is annotated as C-reactive protein-like. The record is from RefSeq and is a predicted model, not a curated record. NCBI's taxonomy places the organism in Eukaryota, Metazoa, Chordata, Actinopteri, Cypriniformes, Cobitidae.